UGCCAUGGGGAUCCACACUAAACAACGGUGGCUCUCGGGAAGCACCAGAGCAAAGGGUCCCCCUUAAAACCAAUGGAGCAAUGCUGUGGGGAUCCCAAUAGCAUGGGCAGGGAGGGCUCGCAGGCAAACUUUGCUCUGCAGCAGGGAGAAGCGAGUGGCUCUUAUCUGAUGGGGGAGCUGGGCUGGGGGCGAGGGAGCCGGGAGCCUGGGCGCGUUGCUGCACCUGGCACUGGGCUGCCUCGAUAAAGAGGUGAUAGCAGAGAUAACGUGGAGCAGCAAUAACGGCCACUAAAGCUUUCAGCGCGAUGGAUAAAAAUCGAUAUGCCAGGCACUUUGAUUUAUAGCCAAAAAUAAUAGGACUUUUAUACCCGGUGAUUGAUUUAUUUGAUGUUAAUCAUUCCGCUUAUCACCUGUAUUAAUAAUCUCCAAUGCUGGUGACGUCACCCCUGGGUGUUCGCUCUGGCGCCGAUCGAUUGGGCUCCGUGCUGGUUAUCCGCCCGGGACGCCAAGGCAAACAUGUACUUUGGGCGCUAAUCUUCCACACUGUCAUAUGCAGAUAGGCUCUAUCAGCUGCAUCUCCAGCAGCAGUUAAUGGAGAAAAUAAUUGUUAUCAAGUUGCUAUGAAUACGCCACAAAUAGAGCUGUGAUGGGAGCGGGGCUGAAUCCGAUUCCAGAGACACCCCAGAGAGUUCAAAGGAGCUGGAGAAGUCAGAUCCUGGAGAAAAACUGCAGGAAAUGGAUGUCUGGAAUGGGCCAGAUGAGCUGGACCAGGUUGUGCAGGAUGGGGAGAGGCAGGUGCGAACCCGCAGGAGCCUCCCCGAGGGCUUCUCCUGGGGACCCUUCCAGGGCAGCAUCCACAGCGAGCUGUCAUCACCCGGGCACAGUGACACGAGCCCGCCUGUGACGCUGGUGCUGGGGGAUGAGAGCUGCUGGCUGUCCCGCCUGCCCCUCGUGCCCGGAGAGACCGAUGCCAAUGCCGUCAUCUACAGGAAGGAUGAAGCCCUGUGGUGCCGGACGACACGAGCCCUGCAGGAGGACGAGGUCUUGUGUGCCUUCGUGUUGGCAGAGCCGCUGGCAAUCCCCAACCACCAUGCAGUGACCAUGGAGGCUGGCGACUCGCCGUACCCCGCUUCACUGCACUCGGACAUCCAGCUGCUGCCACAGCAGGCAGGCAUGGCCACCAUCCUGGCCACGGCCAUGGUCAACAAGGAUGUUUUCCCAUGCAAGGACUGUGGAAUCUGGUACCGGAGCGAGCGCAACCUGCAAGCACACCUGAUGUACUACUGUGCCAGCCGGCAGAGCGCCGGCUCGCCCGCCCUGGAGGAGAAGACCAAGGAGACCUACCCCAAUGAGCGCAUCUGCCCCUUCCCGCAGUGCAAGAAGAGCUGCCCCAGCGCCAGCUCCUUGGAGAUACACAUGCGGAGCCACAGUGGAGAGCGGCCAUUCGUGUGCCUGAUCUGCCUGUCCGCCUUCACCACGAAAGCCAACUGCGAGCGUCACCUCAAAGUGCACACCGACGGCCUGAACGGGGUCUGCCAUAGCUGCGGCUUCAUCUCCACCACGAGGGACAUCCUCUACAGCCACUUGGUCACCAACCACAUGAUCUGCCAGCCGAGCCCCAAGGGAGAGCUGUACUCGCCGGGGACAGCCCUGGCUGCCACCAAACCCCAUGGGCUGAGCCAGACCAACAACGCAUCCCUGCGGAAGUGCAGCCUGCCAACGUUCCUGCCCGAGGGGCUGCCAGCACUGACACAGCCCAUGGUGCUGCACAGCCCCCUGCCCGCCCCACCGCCCGGCCCCGAUGCCGUGCCCCCCAUGGCACCACCCACUUCAUCCCCUAACACGGCUGCUGGCAAGCUCUCACCAGCAGUGCAGCCGCAGAACGGGGAAGGUCCAUCAUCAUUGUCAUCAUCAUCAUCAUCAUCAUCAUCCUCCUCCAGCGAGGCCAUCCGCAUCAAGGUGGAGCCUGCCUGCAGCCCGGUGAGUGAGGCGGAGGUGCCCAAAAGCAGCGGUCCUGGGGAAGGGGUCAGCAGCAGCCCCAGUGCUGCCUCCCAGACCUCAUCCCCACGCAGCCUGCCCUCAGCAAAGGUCAAGUCAGAGCUCGUGAGCCCCACACCGGGCUCCAGCCCGGUGCCCAGCGAGCCGGGGACGGGGACGGGCACGGCCGGCGGCACCAUCUUUGUGCCCCAGUACGUGUUCAGCCACGAAGCCACGGUGGUGCCGCAGGCAUCCGAGAUCCUGGCGAAGAUGUCGGAGCUGGUGCACAGCCGCCUGAAGCAGGGCCACGGCGGCGGCGUGGUGCAACCCGCCGUGUACAGCAGCACACCGGCACCCAAGGGUGCCACGUGCUUCGAGUGCGACAUCACCUUCAACAACAUCAACAACUACUACGUGCACAAGCGCCUCUACUGCUCCAGCCGGCACCUCACCGAGGACAGCGCCGCUGGGGCACACAAGCUCAAAGUGCCCCCCGGAGUACCCAAGGGCCCUCCUACCCUUGGGAUGCUGCUGUCCUUACCGCUGGGCGACGGGCAGGGGACACCAGGAGGGAAUGGGGAUGCCAGCCGGAAUGCCACACCGCCAGCCAUAGUGCCAGAGGUGAAGGUAGAAGAGGGGGGUGUUAAAGCGGGGACCCCCGAUGCGGAGGGCGGGUCGGGGCAGUGCAGCGAGGACAGCCAGAGCCCCAACAGCUCGGCAGGGGAUGAGGGGGACGAGGACCCCAGCAAGACGCUGUGCGAGGCGUGCAACAUCCACUUCAGCCGCCACGAGACCUACAUGGUGCACAAGCGCUUCUACUGCGCCUCGCGCCACGACCCCCCCCUCCGCCGCCCCGCAGCCCCCAAAGUGCCCCUUCCUCCCCAGCCCCUGCGCACCCGCAAGCGCCGCAAGCUCUAUGAGAUCCAUGGAGCCGCUCAUCGCCCCACUGAGCCCUCCCCGGCCCCUGACCCACCGCCACCGGUCCUAGAGCCAGUGGGGGCUGCCCCAUCGCCCCGCUCCAGCCCGGAUGCUGACGGUCCCAUUGACCUGAGCAAGAAGCCGCGGUGGCAGAGCGAACCAGCGCCCACAGCGCUGAUGCCUUUGGCUGACUACCAUGAGUGCACCGCGUGCCGCAUCAGCUUUAACAGCCUUGACAGCUACCUGGCGCACAAGAAGUACCAGUGUCCGGCCACCCCGCUGCAGCCCCGCACUCUCGAGCACCUCCAGAAGAUGAAGGGGGCCAUGCCUGUCCCCAUCAAGGGUCAGCACAGCCCCAGCAGCCCUGGUGAGGGGGACCCCGAAGGGAUGCGGGUGAGGGCAGCUCCAGCGGGGAGUCCCGGCAUCCCCUACCCCAGGGCAGACUCACCACAUCGUUACCCCAAGAGUCUCCUCUCAGUCUUAGGGAUGAAGGGACCCCUCUCUCCUUGUCCCUACUGUCCCAUCAAUGGGACCAUUAAGGGCAAUCUCCUUGAGCACUUCCGUGUUGUCCAUGGGCUCUAUGUGGCCAAGCCAGUGAUGGCCAGGCAGCGGGUCUCUGAUGCCCGGGUCCCCGGUGCCGGCAGGACACCAGACCCCCCGCUGCCCGCAGUGUCCCCCCCGCAUCCUCCUGCCCUCCCUCUCCGCAGGGACAGCUCCAACGGGAGGGACAGUCAAGAUGGCAGCGGCAGCCCCCGCCCCCCCUCCUUGCCCCGGCCCCCCAUUUCCCCUGGAGCCCCCGAUGGGCUGCGGGAAGCCCCCCACAAGCACCCUACUCCCCCCACUUACACGGACAGGGCGGUGCAGACCCCCCCGGCCAAGGCUGCGUCCGUGUCCAACGGCAACCACAGGUACUGUCGCCUCUGCAAUAUCAGGUUCAGCAGCCUCUCCACCUUCAUUGCCCAUAAAAAGUAUUACUGCUCCUCUCACGCUGCUGAGCACAUCAAGUAAAGCCCUCCUCCCCGUCCCCCCCCCAUUUACCAUCAUCACCAUUCAGGGGGGCUGCAAGGGUUGGGGGACCAGGGACCGAUGCCCAGCACCUCCCUCUCGCAGGGCUCAGGGUGAUCAGGACCCCCGGGAGGCUCCGCUGGGGCUGCUUCAGCAUCCAGAGGUCCCUCCUGUAUCCCUACACGUCAUCCCAGGUUGGGGAUCCUGCGCAUCCUGGGUCAAGGACCCCAUGGAGAGAGUGUGGUGCUGGCAGGGGUCCGGUCCCCCCCUCCAGCACAUGGUGCAUGCAGUGCCCAUAUCUGUGUCCCUGCUGCAGCCUAGGCUGAUGCUGCGGGGAAACUCAAGCUUAAGGUGCAUGGCCUUGUCCUAGCCAGGGGGCUCUGCCCCCAAAUAGACACUACAGGGGUGGGAAAGGGGAUAAAGCGUGGCUGGGGUUGGCCCAGGGCACACUAAGAAGUGUGUGGGUGCCCCCACCACAAACCAGACCCUGUAAUGAGACAGCACUAGAGGCAAGAUGAAGCUAUACUGGGAAUAUCCGUGUGUAUAAGUGUGUAUAGAAAUAAAUAUGUCUUACGAA
Molecule: messenger RNA, 4477 nt
Organism: Neopsephotus bourkii (Bourke's parrot)
Lineage: Eukaryota; Metazoa; Chordata; Aves; Psittaciformes; Psittacidae
Gene: ZFPM1
Product: zinc finger protein, FOG family member 1
Exons: 9
Coding region: 736-3903 (1055 amino acids)
Biological process (GO): erythrocyte differentiation; positive regulation of transcription by RNA polymerase II; megakaryocyte differentiation
Cellular component (GO): nucleus
Molecular function (GO): RNA polymerase II-specific DNA-binding transcription factor binding
Source: RefSeq, a predicted model, not a curated record